Molecule: messenger RNA, 1698 nt
Organism: Rana temporaria (common frog)
Lineage: Eukaryota; Metazoa; Chordata; Amphibia; Anura; Ranidae
Product: low density lipoprotein receptor adapter protein 1-B-like
Exons: 10
Coding region: 38-865 (275 amino acids)
Source: RefSeq, a predicted model, not a curated record
GCCCCUAUUGGGCGGAUCCCGGUGUGCGCGGCGUAGGAUGGACGCUCUGAAAUCUGUCGGUAGGGCGAUCCUGAGGAGCCCGAGCAUCGCCCGCCACACCCGGCGGGUCACCGGACACCAGAAAUUGCCAGACAGUUGGCCGGAGUCACACGAUGCCCUCCUAGAAGGAGCCGUCUUUCAUCUCAAGUACCUGGGCAUGACGCUUGUAGAAAAACCUAAAGGCGAGGACAUGGCAGCCGCUGCUAUCCGUCGUAUUAUCACCAUGGCACGAGCCAGUUCAGAAAAGUUCAAGAAAGUGAUUCUGACGGUGACCCCGCAUGGACUUGACAUCCAGGAGGCGGGCGGCGGUGACAGGAUAGAAUACGUCUCUAUAUACAGAAUUUCAUACUGUACAACAGACAAAGUGCAGAAUAAAGUGUUUGCCUACGUGGCCCAGAACCAGUCCAAUGGGGCUCUUGAGUGCCACGCCUUUCUGUCCCCCAAGAAAAAGCUGGCUCAGACUGUGACACUGACUGUGGCCCGGGCAUUUAAGGUGGCUCUGGAUUUAUGGGAGGCCUCCAGGGAAGGGAAGGAGGAUUCACCCCCCCGACUGAGCCAGGGAGAAGAGUCUGCUGACCACCAGCCAGGUCCAGUCAGCCGGAUUUCCAGCACAUUCUUACCGUAUGCCAGUAGUAGUGGCCAGAUGAGCAGUGUGGAGUUACCAUGCCGGACCCUUCAGACGUUACAGAACGGGGAAGAAGAAGAUGAGGAUGAAGAGUACGAUGAUCUGGAUGAUGCCUUUACAAGCUGCUUUAUGGAUGAUGGAGCAGACAGAAUGGACUGGCAUAGUACGACAGGCAGCAUGUGGGAUCCGCAGAGGCUGUGACCUGAGCACUCCGGAAUGAUCACUGUGAUGUCACACUAAGGCACCCGUAAUCCUCCUAAUGUAGCAGAUUUUUGAGGGAAUUAAGUUCCUUGGCCACACAGUCACUGUUACUCCAUGGUAGGAGGCUGUCACCUUCAUUCAUGCUGCAAUCUGCACAUUAUCUUUUCAUGGCUGCUUUUAUCACAACGACAGUGAGCAUUGGUUCCAAAGUGAAAUGUUCCAUAAGUCAAACUUCCAGAGUCUCUAUUGGUAUGUGGUCACCACCCUAAUUUCCUACUAUCUUCACUAAUGCUGACAUCUCACUAGUUCCACCUAAGAGUAGUCCAACAAUACCAUCUCUACCACGUCCACGUACAAGAGGCUGUCCAGCCCAAAGUUCUGAUUUUUUUUUCUCUAAGCUUACAAGCUCUACUGACACUCGCUAAGACAACCACAACCCUUGGUCUAUCUUUAAAUGGAAAACUAUAAUGGUUUGGAGUCAAUUACAUUUUUUUAAGCCCAAUUGCACAUUUUUCUACCUUUUAAAAGGUAAAGUGGUCUGAGAUGACCCCCGCAAUGUCACCACUACUGUGCUCCAAUCAGCAAUGCUCAUGCUUGUUGCUGAGGGAAUGAGAGUCUUGUUGAUUGGAGCACAGUAGUUGUGACCGGGGGCAUCAGGUCAAUUGAGAUCCAGUCCAGUGCUCUCACUCCCAUACAGCAGUCUGGAUCUCCAGCAUAAGGAAAUACAAUAUAUACAGAACCACUACCUUCCCUUUAAAUCUCACUAUUGCCUCGUUUCCACUGAGCGGAUCGGUUCGGUACGGUUCGGUACGGUACGCUUUUUUGGGUGUUUC